AUGGCCAUGUGCCAUGGCCAUGUGGACGUGUGGUGUGGACAUGCAGAUGGGUGGUGUGGACCUGUGGACACAGGUGACAUCACGGCCAUGUGGACACGCAUCAUGGACACAUGGACGCAUGUCACGGACGUGCAGAUGGGUUGUGGACCUGCGGACACAGGUGACAUCAUGGCCGUGUGUCAUGGCCGCGUGGACGUGUGGUGUGGACCUGUGGACACGAGUGACAUCACGGCCGGGUGGCUGCGUGUCAUGGCCGGCUGGAGGAUCACCACCAUCCGCCUGGGCAAGCACAGCCUCUACACGCGGGAGUGGGGGGAGGCGCAGAAGAUGGUGCAGAAGUUGGUGGCCCACCCUGACUACGACCCCACCACCAAGGACAACGACAUCAUGCUGAUAAAGCUCCUGACACCCGUCACCCUCACCAGCAGGAUCCAGCCCAUCCCCGUGGCCUCCUGCCUCCCUGAGCCCGGCACGACCUGCACAACCUCAGGAUGGGGGGCCACCAGCUCCCCAGAAGUCUCUUACCCGGACGUCUUGCAGUGCGUCAACGUCACCCUCUUCUCCACCGCCGAGUGCGACCGGUUGUACCCCGGUUCAUUAACCGAGAACAUGCUCUGCGCCGGAAGUCUCCAAGGCGGUAGGGACUCCUGCCAGGGUGACUCCGGAGGCCCCCUGGUUUGCAACAGGACCCUCCAAGGUAUUGUCUCCUGGGGCAUGGAGAAGUGUGGGCAACCCAAGAGACCUGGUGUCUACACCAAGGUCUGUAGAUACGCCCAAUGGAUCCAGAAGACCAUGAAGGAGAACUAA
This is a messenger RNA of Egretta garzetta (little egret), 807 nucleotides long. Its product is annotated as trypsin-like. Gene Ontology annotation, biological process: proteolysis. The transcript has 4 exons. Gene Ontology annotation, molecular function: serine-type endopeptidase activity. The coding region runs from base 1 to 807 and encodes 268 amino acids. NCBI's taxonomy places the organism in Eukaryota, Metazoa, Chordata, Aves, Pelecaniformes, Ardeidae. The record is from RefSeq and is a predicted model, not a curated record.